AUGUCCAACUCAACAGAUCCCCAGUUGGCAGAGUCGAAGAAGCGUAAAAGGAAGCGGACGAAGCACGCACAAGCCGAAAACAGCACGCAACCUGCACGGGCUGCUCCCAGCGACCGAAUUGUUGGAUCUACGAACGAACCGCAAGAGAAGAGCAAAAAGAGACGGAAGACGUCACACUCGAGCGACGACGAAGAGGAAGACGAUGUUGAGGCCGAAGUUACCACUGAAUCUGUAAAAGAUGCUGCGGAAGACGCAGAGGAGGAUUCUCCAGACAGUGGGGUGGAUGGUGAGGUUGACAACAACGAUGAAGCAGGGGCCGAACUCGAAGAGACGGUCGAUACCACGACAAUGAACCCAGAAAUUACUUCUGCCCCUGCUCCCACAGAUCUGCCAACAGACACGGUUCCUUCGCUGCCUGGCACCGAUACCACUCCUCAAGCUUUCUCCGAACUCAAGCUCUCCGAAAAGACGAUGCAAGCCAUUAAAGAAAUGGGUUUCACCAACAUGACCGAGAUUCAAAGGCGAGGCAUUCCCCCUCUAAUGGCAGGCCGUGACGUGCUGGGAGCCGCAAAAACUGGCUCGGGAAAGACACUCGCCUUCCUCAUCCCCGCUGUGGAAAGGCUGCACGCACUCCGCUUCAAACCGCGCAACGGCACUGGCGUAAUCGUCGUCUCGCCCACACGAGAAUUGGCACUGCAAAUCUUCGGGGUGGCCCGUGAUCUCAUGCAAUUUCACAGUCAAACGUUUGGGAUUGUCAUUGGAGGCGCCAACCGAAGUGCCGAAGCCGAAAAGCUCGUCAAGGGCGUCAACCUCCUGAUUGCCACUCCGGGCAGGUUGCUCGACCACCUCCAAAAUACAAAGGGCUUCGUCUACAAGAACGUGAAAGCACUCGUUAUUGACGAAGCAGACCGUAUCCUGGAAGUCGGAUUCGAAGACGAAAUGCGCCAAAUUGUCAAGAUCCUCCCAGACCGCGACCAUCGCCAGACCAUGCUCUUCAGCGCGACGCAAACGACCAAAGUUGAAGACCUGGCACGCAUCUCGCUUCGCCCCGGCCCGCUCUACAUCAAUGUCGACCACAAAAAGGAGCACAGCACGGUUGAAGGGCUCGAGCAGGGCUACGUGAUCUGCGACUCCGACAAACGGUUCUUGCUCCUCUUCAGCUUUCUGAAGCGCAACCUGAAAAAGAAGAUCAUCGUCUUCAUGAGCAGCUGCAACUGCGUCAAGUACCACUCGGAGCUGCUCAACUACAUCGACCUGCCCGUGCUCGAGCUGCACGGCAACCUCAAGCAGCAGAAGCGGACCAACACGUUUUUCGAAUUCUGCAACGCCACCCACGGCACCCUGAUCUGCACCGACGUCGCCGCCCGAGGCCUCGACAUCCCCGCCGUUGACUGGAUCGUGCAGUUUGACCCCCCGGACGACCCACGCGACUACAUCCACCGAGUCGGCCGUACGGCGCGCGGCUCCAACGGCAAAGGCCGCAGCCUCAUGUUCCUGCAGCCCAGCGAAGUCGGCUUCCUGAGCCAGCUGAAGGAGGCCCGCGUGCCCGUCGUCGAAUUCGACUUUCCCGCCAAAAAGCUGGUCAACAUCCAGAGCCAGCUCGAGAAGCUGAUCGGCCAGAACUACUACUUGAACAAGUCAGCCAAGGAUGGCUACCGCUCGUACCUGCAAGCCUACGCCUCACACAGCCUCCGCUCCGUCUUCGACGUCAACAAGCUGGACCUGGUCAAGGUCGCGAAGAGUUUCGGUUUCCCCACGCCGCCGAGGGUGGACAUCCAGUUGGGCGCGAGCAUGCGGGACAAGAAGCAGAAUCCGGUGAGGAGGAGUUACGGGAGCCAGCCGAGACAGAAGAAUGGGUUCAAGAGGAGAUGA
Fonsecaea nubica is the source of this 1872-nucleotide messenger RNA. Its product is annotated as ATP-dependent RNA helicase HAS1. Bases 1 to 1872 code for a protein of 623 amino acids. Gene Ontology annotation, cellular component: nucleolus. The transcript is spliced from 2 exons. NCBI's taxonomy places the organism in Eukaryota, Fungi, Ascomycota, Eurotiomycetes, Chaetothyriales, Herpotrichiellaceae. Gene Ontology annotation, molecular function: RNA helicase activity; nucleic acid binding; ATP binding. The record is from RefSeq and is a predicted model, not a curated record. Gene Ontology annotation, biological process: maturation of LSU-rRNA from tricistronic rRNA transcript (SSU-rRNA, 5.8S rRNA, LSU-rRNA).